GUCGCGAAUAGAACACAGCACACCUGUGUAUACCAAGCGAAAGUUCGCCGAUGGUAACGCCUAACGAGCAAAAUGGAAGUAAUGGAAGAUGGAAAUUUAAUAGACAAAGUCAAUAUUCUCAUACAAAGGGACAUGGAAUAUUACAAUAGCAAGCAAGCCAUUUUACAAGAAACAAUCUGCCCGGGCGUGAUCGGAGGUAAAUUAGACUUCCCUCGCUCGGCUUCCUUCGCAUCCAUGAAAUUGGUGAUGUGGCUGGAAGAAGAAUUCUUGGCUGCACAUAAAUCAUCCUCCGGCUUCCUUCCGAAGGACGAUGAAAAAUCUAACAAACAAUCCGAUGACAACGAUGAAGGCAUCAUCAAAGACUCCUAUCCAUCCAAAUUCGUGUCUCUAACAGCAAAAACAGCCGACCAAUUCCUAGUCCAUCUCAAUGUGCUCACCCAGGAAGCGCUAGAUCACGCCGAUUUGAGCGUGCUCACCGGCACCAUCGGCGCCGCAGCUCUCCUGAAAAACUCCCUCUGGUUCUACGUGAAAAUAAUGAAGGAAAACCGCGACGUCAACUUGGACGAUUUGCAGAACAGCUACAAAAAGUACCAAGAAAUGUGCGAAGCACUAGCCGAACGGCUGCUGGACCUUCAUUGCCGGUUGGUCUCCCUCUACAUCCUGCAGGACGCCGAGUGUUUGCACUGGGAGAGCGACCGGCCCUUCUUCGAGUCCGAAAGGGGCUCUUACGUCAUCCAAAUGUGGUGGUUGUACAUGAAAGGUACUAAAGAGGACCUUUGGAAUACGGUACCGCCGAAGAUGGCUCAAAGAGUAUUCGCUGGAAUGCUAAACGAAUCGUUAACUAUUCUAACAGUUCGUUACACGCAGAGCGUACCAUCGGAGACCAGGAGCCGAUUAAUUGUCGUUGACAUCAGUAAUCUGCUAGUUUGCGUAGCCGAACUACUGCCGGCCAUUUGCGACAACGCCAAGGAAUUAAUCGGCUUCUCGUACAGCAACAGCAGCAAAAUAUUGAGGGACAUUCACACCAAAUGCCAGGAAUUGUUGACCUGCUUGCUAUUAAGAGGAUCUCCAAUCGACGUCCUUUAUAAAGUGUUCAGGAAAGGUCUAGACAACGUGGAAAUGUUCAAAUCCAGAGCGUCGGGAGUGGCCCCUUGGAUCGUGUUCGCGUUGCCCAACGUGUUUUGCGCCGACUCCAAGCGAAUCGUCAAAACGAGCGAAUUGAAUCCGCAGAUAAUGGUCGCUUUGGAGUUGAUCGUGUUGCUGGCCCAACCGCAACCUAAUUGGGCGCUAUUACUGCAGGUUUUAUGCAUGGAUAAAUUCAAGGUGCUUCGGUUAAUCUUGGAGAGCUCUCCGAAGAACGUCGAUGUUAGAAUGCAGAAACCGCAGAUGAAGAAUAAGAAGUGUGAUGCUUUUUUGUGCUACGGGGACGGUACUUGUCAAAGCGACAACGCUUCAGCGACAGUACUUGAAGUAGCUCAUUACUACGAAUUAAUAUUGGCAUCUACUGAAGUAUUGCUAUACGUUGGAAGGAGCAGCGAUUUGGUCGAAAUUUUACAGCCCGUUGUAACAGAAAAGGCGGAUUGGGCACAUUGUUUGGAAAGGCGACAUGUUUGGAACCAAAUACGCGAGCCAUGGUACGAAGCCAUACUGAACUUCACAGCCCCCAUAAUUCCAAUAGCCGCUGAUACGGUAAUUAACGCCAGUCAAACUGGAGCAAGUAUGUACCAAGCCAUGUCGCUGGUGGUAGCGUGUUUCAGCCAUUUUUGGGACUAUAUUCAUCCGGCUCUUUACAAAACCUCCAACAUGCUGCAGGAAAUCCUGCCCACUGACACCGUUCCCCUCGGCAAUUCCGCGCUACUGCAGAUCCUCGUCUGCGCCCUCUACAGCCACUUGCUGAGGACAUCGCAAGCUGUCAAGAAGCGGUUUAGAAUAGACGAAUCUGCUGGAGGAAGGCAAAGCCAAUCGUCUGGUAGUACUGAAGAAUCCUGCGCGAGUUCACCAGAAGCUAUAGCUUUAGCGGUGGCCGAGUCGUUGUGCAGCAUCGACGAGGAUAACAAGCAUACGGAUCAAAUCGAGGAAUUCUUGGAGCAAGUUAAAGAGAAUUACAAGGAAGCUGAUGGUGAACAAUGCUUGUCCAAGCGGCUGGAGGCCAACCAGCAUUUCGCUGAGGUUGCGGUUAGCGAUAUUUUAGAGACGAACAGUGGAAAGAAAAAUUUGAAGGUUCUAUAUUGGUUCAUAAAGUGUAACGCGGAAUAUUUCUAUCAACAACUAGGCAUAAGCACCGAAGAGGACGUUAUAAAGCCUGAUAGAGCGGCUAUAAAACCUUUGUCUUUGCUUCACACUAUGUUUAAUAUUGGUUAUCGACCUUUUGAUGAGCUGUUAUCGGGUAAAUGGCGACCUAAUUGGUUGGAGUUGCUCCAAAACCCCAUGGGUUUGAAUGCGGAGAGAGUGUGGAAGCAACUUUCGUUAAGAUGGGAAUUUAGAAAUGUCAAUUCCUCGACUCUAUCGACUCAGUCUGCAAACAUGAUUGCCAGGAUUAUGAAUGUACUGAAGCAGUGAACAUAAAAUUGAAAUCUUUAGAACCUUAGAAAUUUUUCUAUUGAAAGAAUAAUCACAGAAAAAUAGUAAUUAGCUACAUACAAACUCGUUUAACACUACAUAUAAUAGUGAAAUUUUCUCAGUCGUUCUUUCUCUUGUUCUUCCUUUUGUCUUUUCGCGUACAACACAACCUUUUGCAGAUCAAAUAAAGGAAAGUUAUAGGUAACAAUACAAAGAUAACUAUAACAUCUACUAGAAAAUAUUUGUACCAAGGUAAAUCCAACCCAGCAACUCUUAAAUGAGGAGCUCCUCUAUGUCUAGCUACAUAUUCAGUCCAAUAAACCAUUGUGUCUAUAGGUUUCAUUGGUCUGUCGUGGAAAAGGACGGAUCUCCUU
This is a messenger RNA of Phyllotreta striolata, 2933 nucleotides long. Lineage: Eukaryota; Metazoa; Arthropoda; Insecta; Coleoptera; Chrysomelidae. The record is from the annotation of a GenBank genome assembly.